This is a messenger RNA of Micropterus dolomieu (smallmouth bass), 1375 nucleotides long. Its product is annotated as neuropeptide Y receptor type 4-2-like. NCBI's taxonomy places the organism in Eukaryota, Metazoa, Chordata, Actinopteri, Centrarchiformes, Centrarchidae. The transcript has a single exon. The record is from RefSeq and is a predicted model, not a curated record. Gene Ontology annotation, cellular component: plasma membrane; neuron projection. Gene Ontology annotation, biological process: G protein-coupled receptor signaling pathway. Bases 1 to 1350 code for a protein of 449 amino acids. Gene Ontology annotation, molecular function: neuropeptide binding; neuropeptide Y receptor activity.
AUGUCCUUGAGUGGCAACACGAGCCAGUUUUCUCCAUCAACGACAGCUCUGCCCCUGCCCUUCAACAGCUCCACGGCUCCACGUUCCCUACCGUGGGAGAAGGGAAGAACCAGUCAAGAGUCUGUGCAGGAGUGGUUGGAGAAUAAGACCCAGCUCCUCUCAGACCUCGCUGUCCUCGGGCAUGAGUCGUGCCCUAUGUCAGCCGUCCUCACAGCGUGUCUAGUAGUUUGGUACAGCAUUACCAUGGUGCUGGGGCUGGUGGGGAACACCAGCCUCAUCUGCAUCAUCGCCCGUCGUAGAGAAAAAGUCAAUGUCACCAGCAUUUUCAUCUGCAAUCUGUCAUUUUCUGACAUUCUGGUGUGUUUCUUCUGCCUCCCCUUCACUGUCAUAUACACGCUAAUGGACCACUGGGUGUUUGGGUCAUUGUUAUGCCGGCUAGUGCCGUUCAUCCAGUGUGUGUGUGUGACCGUGUCUGCGCUGUCACUGGUGUUCAUCGCUUUAGAAAGACAUCAGCUCAUCAUUAACCCCUCUGGGUGGAAACCAAGCAUUCCUCAGGCUUACAUUGCGCUUGUUCUCAUUUGGAUUCUGGCCUGCUUCACCUCCUCACCUUUCUUGGCCUUUCAGCUCCUCACAAAUGAGCCCUAUACCAAUACCAUCCUUCCCCAGUCUCCUCUCCAUCACCAAGCCUCUUCUCAGGCUUAUCUCAAUGCAUCUCCACCUCAACCAGUUUCCUACAUGUAUAAAAACUCAUCUGGGCUUCCAAAUUCAUACCGCACCCUCUUUUCUUAUUUCCCCACCUCCCCGCAUAUGGAGGCCUGUCUGGAGCGCUGGCCAUCCCAGCAACACAGGCUCGCUUACACCACAUGGCUCCUGCUGUUCCAGUACUGCGGUCCACUAUUGUUGGUCCUGCUCUGUUAUGUUAGAGUUUUUCUGCGCCUUCGCCACCGCAAAGACAUGCUGGACCGCUCCAGGACACCAGAGAGCCAGCGCAUGACCCACAGCCGCCGAAUCAACAUCAUGCUGGUCGCCCUCAUAACAGCCUUUGCUCUUUGCUGGCUGCCGCUCACCAUCUUCAACGUGGUGUCAGACUGGAACCAGGAGGCUCUGCCUGUCUGCCACCACAACCUGCUGUUCUCACUCUGCCACCUGCUGGCCAUGUCCUCCACCUGCAUCAACCCCAUCAUCUACGGCUUCCUCAACUCCAACUUUCGGCAGGAAGUGAGAGAAGUGCUCCUGCACUGCCGCUGCAGCCCACUAGAAGAAGAGUGUGAGCAUUUCCCCAUGUCCACUGUGCACAUGGAAGUGUCCCGCACCUCUGUGCCUCUCAACUGCAGGAGCAACUCUGUCUGACUUUGUUGUCACAACGUAAAGCAUA